AACAAAAAAAUACAAAUAUAUAUAUAUCAUUUUGUCCAUGCACAUUGGUGUAAAAACUAGUGGAGAAAAUACAAUGAAAUUAAUACAUUCAUGCUCCUGUUGCCUAUAGGAUGUAGAGUGCAUUCUAUGCGUUUCUUUAUAAAAAAUCAUCUGCUCAUUUAAUACAAUAUUCGUGUAUACAUCAUUCGUGUAAAUUGAGCUGGGAUUGAGGCACGCUUAUAUUAAUUGGUCAUUCCUAACACCCAAAUGGCGAGUUGAUAAUGGCUAUUAUGCGAUAACCCGGCCAUUCAUUCUGCAAAUCGCCUUGUUUGACAUGCAAGUUUAAAGUAAUUAUUAACCAUCCAGUCUGAGCUGAAAGCGAUUGUUGUGUGUGUGUGUGUGUGUGUGUCUCUCUGUGUGUGUGUGUGUGUGUGUUUAGCUUUUAAAUAUCUGAAUGUAUCCAAUAACCCAGACAAAAGGCGUAUAGUGUCCACAAUAGAACAACACCACUAAUUCCAAGCAGCCAUAUUUAAUUCCAUUGUGGCUCGCCUGUAGGGCUGCGUCGAAUGCAAAGAAAAUUCCUCCUAGUUUUUUUUUUUCAUUAAAAGCUCGAUUUGUGAGUUGGUUAAACGCAACACCGCAGAACCCUGAACCUCGUACUGAAUCGAAAAUGCAGGCAAAACCACCGAGCAUCUACGUUUUGUCAAAUAAAUCGUUUGUGGUUAUUAUAUUUUUUUUAUGUCUUUGUGUCGCCCAAUGCACCAGGUAGUGUCAAGGACAUAAGAGAUAAGAGAACAGGAUGGUCCAUGUUACAGCUUUCAACCAAAAUGCAUGUACCAUCCGUCACCAAGAUCUACUCAUAGCAACCGGGCUUAAUACUAAUGAAUUAAUCAAACAAAUACACAAAUAAAUGAAGAUAAAACUGUAAGCGUUAGCAAAUCGUUAUUUCUCAUACGUGCAUGGGUCGUGUUGGCUCAUAACCCCGUUGAUUUUCUUCAAUCUUAUAAAAAAUGUGUGUGUGUCUACAUUUAAAUAAAUACCGAAGACUAGAUGUAAAGCUAUAGCAGCCGGAGCCUAUAUUGUCUCACCCUCGCAUCAAGACACGCUAUUGUUGUUUAAAAUCCUGUGGUGACAAACGACACAGAUUUGAUCCGCUUGCAAGAGGCCGUUGGAAAGAGACUGUCACGUGACCUCGGGUGCCAAUGUUCUUCCAGAAGGUCCGUCAGGACCCUGGUAGCCGGUGAAACACAAUCUGGGAAGCACGGAGAUGCAGAAAACUACCUACUACGACAACUCGACGCUAUUCGGAGGCUACUCUUACCAAGGGGCCAACAGCUUCGGCUAUGAGGCCCCCCAGCCGCCAUACCAGUCCGCGGCCCAACUCGAGACGGACUACCAGAGGUCCGCGUGUUCGCUCCAGUCGCUUGGCAACAGCACCCAGCAGCACGCUAAGUCUAAAGACCUAAAUGGAAGCUGCAUGCGCCCCAGUUUGCCAUCUGAGCACCACCAGGCGCGCCCAGUGUCACCUCCUCAGAACCCCGCCAACAGCGCGUCUAACAGCGGCGGCGCGGCGCAGCAGCCCGGCAGCAAAAGCGCUUCAUCAAAGUCCUCCUCCUCCUCCUCCUCCCUCCCACCCAACCCCACUUUAACCAAACAGAUAUUCCCUUGGAUGAAAGAGUCGAGGCAAAACUCAAAACAGAAAAACAGCUCCCCAAGCACAGCGGAAAGCUGCAGCGGCAGCGGCGGCGGAGGGGACAAAAGCCCCCCGGGUUCUUCUGCCUCCAAGAGAGCGCGCACGGCCUACACGAGCGCGCAGCUGGUGGAGCUCGAGAAGGAGUUUCAUUUCAACCGGUACCUGUGCCGGCCGCGGCGGGUGGAAAUGGCCAACCUGUUGAACCUCAGCGAACGGCAAAUCAAGAUAUGGUUCCAGAACCGGAGAAUGAAGUAUAAAAAGGAUCAGAAAUUGAAAGGGCUGGGGUCCUCCUCUGGCGGUCCGUCCCCUACAGGCAGCCCGCCCCUGUCCAUGCAGUCCUCGGCAGGUUUCAUGAACCCCAUGCACCCGAUGAGCAGCAGCUACGACGCUCCUUCCCCGCCGCCUUUCAACAAACCUCACCAGAACGCCUACGCUAUGUCGACGGCCUAUCAAAACCCAAUGAAAAGCUGCUCUUCCCAACAGAAAUAUAGCAACACUGGGCAGGAGUAUGACCCCCACGGUUUACAGGGUAACGGCGUCGGAUACGGGACUCCCAACAUCCAAGGUAGCCCCGUUUACGUUGGAGGAAACUAUGUGGAUUCUAUGCCGGUCUCUGGCCCGUCUCUGUACGGUCUGAAUCACCUGUCUCAUCACCAGUCUAACAAUAUCGACUAUAACGGUGGGUCGCAGAUGCCAGCUAGCCAACACCACGGACCAUGUGACCCUCAUCCUACAUACACAGAACUUUCAGCGCAUCAUUCUUCUCAGGGUAGAAUCCAGGAAGCGCCCAAGUUAACGCAUCUGUAGCAGGUUUGACAUCGAAACACGACUAACGGGCGCUGCAAUUGGGAUAACUGAGUGUCCAGUGGUUUUUGUCAUUGGUGCCCCCCCCCCCCCCCCCCCCCGCCCCACACACACAUUAUAAAAAUCAAAGUGCGUGUCAUGAGUGAGAACAACUACAACAACCCCGAGUAUGUUUUUUUUGACCCCAUAGUAAAUCAAUUUGUAGGGUAUUUGUGUGUUAAAUUGGGGUUAAACAAUAGCACUUGCGUGUCUCACUGUCAUAAUGUAAUUAAAAAGAAAACGCGUACCUAUCGUUUAACGCUUUGCGUAUAAGCGUCUUAUUGGUUAAGCGUGUGGAAAGAGGUUGUGCAAAUCCAAUAUUUCUUUGUUUAAGUAUAGUUGCACCUGGUGUUUUAACAUGGGACACUGUUUACAUAAUGCAUUCAAAUGCGUUUCAUAUACACCUGUGAAAACUAUCCUCACGAACAAAACUAUACUACAAAUAUAUAUAUAUAUAUAUAUAUAUAUAUAUAUAUAUAUAUAUAUAUAUAUAUAUAUAUAUAUAUAUAUAUCUCAAAGAACAAAAACCACUGGGUACUUGUUUCGCUUUCCUUUUCACAUUACCUCUUUUAUUACCUCUUUUAUUCCCUAUCCCCUCGACUAAUCCAGUGCCAUGCUCCAUUUUUACUAAUAUACAUACCUGACAAAUGUUGCCUGUCAUUGUGGAGUUAUCCCCCAGUUUCUCCAAUGGGGUUGAUAGCCAUGUUUAGCAACUUUAAAAAAAGGGACUUAUUGUUUAUAAGGUUUACAUUCAAAGUCUUCAGCUCAGUGUGUUAGAGUUGUGAGCAAUGCAUAUCCUCUUCUGCAUUGCCUUUUCUUAUAUAGUGUGAAGUCUGUUCUUUCUCACAUUAUUUCUAGGGUUCAUUUACAUUAGUCAACGCUAAUGCUAACAGCCCAUAUUUUUAUGCUCUCUUGACUUGACGUGAAAACAGGGUAUAUUUGAACAAAUUCUAUGUCCUGGAAAGCAAGCAGAAGCGAAGAUGCUUUCUGGUCUGGGGCAUAUUUUGUUGCACUUAGAGUUUACAUUUUUAAUGAGUGAAACAAGUUAUUUUUCACAUGAAAGACUUCCAAUCAGCACCAAUCCUGGAUGUCUUUCAGUGAGUGUGUUCUAGUGAACAUUCAUAAAUAUAUAUUUAUUUGUUAUAGCCAGUUUAAAUAUUUUCUUUUUUUUGUGUAUUAUUUAUCCCCCACAUUAUGUAUUUAUAUCAAGAAACAAAAUUGUACUUUUUCUUAAUUAUUUUUUAGUAUUUACCUGUUAUUAAAAAAAAGACGUUGUGUUCAUGUUAUUGUAAACAGGUUUAUUUCAGUUAUUGUAAUCUUGGCAGACCAGUAGUUUUAUGUUACAUAUGAAUAAUAUAAUGAGUUAUACUGAAGGCAUGAGGACAGAAUCAGACUGUUACUGCAUAGUCAAAAAUUAGAAGAAGUAUAGCUAAAAAAAACAAAAAAAAAACAAAAAACUUUGAGAUCCUUCUUUGUUAUUUGUAGUUAUUUUUUCCUUGCUAAAGAAUUGUCUGUUGAACAAUUCUUUAAAUAAAUUUCUGUUAUUGAGUUGUA
Messenger RNA from Acipenser ruthenus (sterlet), 4069 nucleotides. Its product is annotated as homeobox protein Hox-B3a-like. The transcript has 4 exons. Gene Ontology annotation, biological process: regulation of transcription by RNA polymerase II. Gene Ontology annotation, molecular function: DNA-binding transcription factor activity, RNA polymerase II-specific; RNA polymerase II cis-regulatory region sequence-specific DNA binding. The record is from RefSeq and is a predicted model, not a curated record. Gene Ontology annotation, cellular component: nucleus. The coding region runs from base 1247 to 2479 and encodes 410 amino acids. NCBI's taxonomy places the organism in Eukaryota, Metazoa, Chordata, Actinopteri, Acipenseriformes, Acipenseridae.